This is a messenger RNA of Neodiprion fabricii, 651 nucleotides long. It is a transcript of the gene RpL12, whose product is annotated as 60S ribosomal protein L12. The record is from RefSeq and is a predicted model, not a curated record. NCBI's taxonomy places the organism in Eukaryota, Metazoa, Arthropoda, Insecta, Hymenoptera, Diprionidae. The transcript has 4 exons. Bases 106 to 603 code for a protein of 165 amino acids. Gene Ontology annotation, molecular function: large ribosomal subunit rRNA binding; structural constituent of ribosome. Gene Ontology annotation, biological process: translation. Gene Ontology annotation, cellular component: cytosolic large ribosomal subunit; ribosome.
CCAAAGGUCCGCCUUUCCUAAGCGCGAUCCCCGCGAGUUCGCAUCGUUUGUGAAUCUGUCAUAAUCGGGAUCGUGUAACGCAAUUUAAUUAACCAGCGCAUCACCAUGCCUCCUAAAUUCGAUCCUACCGAAGUUAAGAAAGUCUACCUUCGAUGUGUUGGAGGAGAAGUCGGUGCGACCUCUUCCCUUGCUCCGAAAAUCGGUCCUCUCGGUUUGUCUCCGAAAAAAGUCGGUGACGACAUCGCGAAGGCGACCAGCGACUGGAAGGGUCUAAAAAUUACAGUGCAGCUGACUAUCCAGAACAGGCAGGCGACUAUAUCCGUUGUGCCGUCGGCAGCGUCACUGAUCAUAAAGGCACUGAAGGAGCCGCCGAGGGACAGAAAGAAACAGAAGAACAUCAAGCACAGUGGUAAUCUCUCUAUGGACGAAGUCAUAAGCAUCGCUCGUGUCAUGAGGCCCAGAUCCAUGUCCCGGGAGCUCAGCGGAACCAUAAGAGAAAUCCUUGGCACCUGCCAGUCUGUUGGCUGCACCGUCGAAGGACGCCCCCCACACGAUCUUAUAGAUGAGAUCAAUGCUGGGCAGUUGGAAACUCCGGAAGAAUAAAAUGAUGAUUGAAGGAGGUUAAAAUUGAAUAAAGAAAAUCUUAUCAAA